Messenger RNA from Salvelinus namaycush (lake trout), 1110 nucleotides. Its product is annotated as E3 ubiquitin-protein ligase TRIM39. Gene Ontology annotation, molecular function: protein binding. Bases 1 to 1110 code for a protein of 369 amino acids. The transcript is spliced from 6 exons. Lineage: Eukaryota; Metazoa; Chordata; Actinopteri; Salmoniformes; Salmonidae. The record is from RefSeq and is a predicted model, not a curated record.
AUGGAGAUGAAGACCCAGGAUCAGGAGAUGCUGUUGAAACACCGGGAAUGUCUGAAGAGGCAAAGAGAAGCGGUGAAGUUCCGAAUGAAGAAAUUGAGCACAAAGCAAACUGAAAUCGCUAAAAAGUCAUCAGCAAUGAGGGAGAGUAUAAGGAAGAAGUAUGAAGACAUCCAGAGGGUUCUGGAUGAGGACCUGGCGAUGACUCUAACCCACCUGGAGAUGGAGGAGAGAGCUGCAGUCACAGCCCUGGAGGACCUGAUGGAGAAGAACUGCACCAUCAUUCAGGAGAUAGAGCAGGAUCUGGCCAGGCUCACAGCUGAGCUGGCCCAGAAGGACAUUCUACUGCCCUAUUCACUGGACACUGAGAUAGUUGGCAGAGUGAUAGAUCUGCUGAACAGGACAGAUCCCAGCAAAGUGAACUUGGAUGAGCCUAAAGCUGACCAGAUCCUCAGCCUCACCAACAACAUGCUGCUACUCAUACGUUCCCAGACCCCCAUCACCAAGAGACUCAUCAAGAGCUAUUCCACAGAGGUUUCCCUGGACCCAGAGACAGCGCACCCAAAGCUGAUCAUUUCCCCGCGCGGUGACAGUGCCACCUACACAGACACCUGGCAGGAACUACCAGAGCUCCCGGGCCGCUUUGACACCACCCUCAACGUGAUCAGCCUGCAGGGCUUCAGCUCUGGGCGUCACUACUGGGAGAUAGACGUGGCUGGUAAGACGUACUGGGAGCUGGGCCUCACCUACCCCACCAUCUCCCGCAAGGGCCGCGCUGAGGACUGCUGGCUGGGCCGCGGCUCUGACUCCUGGGCCGUGGAGUUCUUUGAUGGGGAGUACACAGCCUGGCACAGUGGGGUGCCCCACCAGCUGCCUGUCACAAAACACUUCAGCCGUAUUGGGGUGCUAUGUAGUUUCCCAGCGGGCCUGGUGUCUUUCCUGGGGGCGGACAGUAUGACCCCUCUGUUCUCGUUCUGCGCAGGGGCUUUCAGGGACUGUCUCCACCUGGCGUUGUGCUCAGGUCACGAUCACAAUGGUACAAACACCAAACCCAUUGUGAUCUGUAACGCACCUCCACCUCCUAGUGCUUUCCAGAAUGAUUCCUCCUCGUGA